AUGCCACAUUCAGACAACUCGCCCUCGUCCUUAGCAUCCUCCUUCACCAAAUUGCCUCCCUUCCCUGACAAUGUCCCCACCGCACCACUCCUCCGCAUCUCACUCGCCAAGCUGCUCAACCGCAAUGAAGAAGAGCAAGAGCGGUGUUGGCACGCAUGCCAAGAGCUAGGCUUCUUCUACCUGGACCUACGCGGAGCCGAGGGCGACGGCGACGCCCUCCUCGCCGACGCGGACCAACUCUUCCAACUCAUGGCGGCCUUCUACGACCUGUCCGUCGCAGAGAAAGUCAAGUACGAUUUCAAGAGUAGAGGGAGUUACUUUGGGUACAAGGGGUAUGGAGAGGGGAUUAUCGAUAGAGAGGGGACAAGGGAUAGGAAUGAAUUCUAUAAUAUUUCGAAAGACGAUGUCCUUGGGCUGGCGGAGAAAUUGCCGAGUCCUGCGUGUUUGAGCGCUGAUGAAGAGAGGAGGUUGUUUGCACGCUAUAUCAAGCGCAGUCAUGGGAUCUGCGAGGCAGUUAUCGCUCUGCUGUCGAGCCGGCUUCUGCUCGCGGAGACGGCGCGGCGUAGCGGUGGAUUGGCGGCGCUGCACCGGUUGAUGGAGCGGUCGGGCGAUCAGAUUCGGUUCGUUAGAGCGCCGCCGCAGGAACAGAGGACCAAGGGUGUGGCGCUUGGCGAGCAUACGGAUUUUGGGAGUGUGACGGUGCUGUUUAAUCGGUUGGGGGGCUUGCAGGUUAGGCUGCCGAAGCAUAUGGAACCUGUCCCGCCGAAUGAGACGUCGCAGGCUGCGAAUUCUGUCGAGAAGAAGCUGUGUGAGGAUGGGUGGUGCUAUGUCAAGCCUCUACCGGGACAUUGCGUGGUUAAUCUUGGCGAUGCGCUGGUUAAGUUUUCGGACGGCCAGUUGCGGAGCAACAUACACCGCGUUGUUGCGCCCCCUGGAGAACAGGGUGAGGUGACAAGGUAUAGUCUUGUGUACUUCUGUCGUCCUGAAGACGACGUCUUGCUGCGCAGUCUCGUCGGAGGUGGGCAAGAAGGACAAGAAGAGGCGGUCACGGCGAAGGAGUGGAUCCUGCGGAGAGCUUUGGGGAGGAGGGAAGCCGGCGGUUGGGAGAAGAGCGGCGGGACGGAAGAGGGGAGUAUGAGGCGGGGUGGCAUGAGAGUGUAG
Molecule: messenger RNA, 1161 nt
Organism: Ascochyta rabiei
Lineage: Eukaryota; Fungi; Ascomycota; Dothideomycetes; Pleosporales; Didymellaceae
Exons: 2
Coding region: 1-1161 (386 amino acids)
Molecular function (GO): dioxygenase activity
Source: RefSeq, a predicted model, not a curated record